Molecule: messenger RNA, 2716 nt
Organism: Cladocopium goreaui
Lineage: Eukaryota; Dinophyceae; Suessiales; Symbiodiniaceae
Source: the annotation of a GenBank genome assembly
UCAACCUUGCCAUCUUGACUACUUCAAACUGCGCUGCACUUGUGUGGGAGAGGACAUUUGAUCCCUUGGUCCUUUUUCUUGCCGUCUGUGUCCAUCAUGUCAAAGCACGCCCGGGCAUGGCAUCUUGCACUGCCAUACUUCGCAAGCUCACAUGGAAAGACCAGCCGGGAGAACAAGCAUCAAUCGUGCCAUAUUACGUGCUCUUCCUGCCAAAUUGCUGGAUGGACGCCCACCAGCUCUAUUAAGGUCAGGCGAAAAAACCAAGUCCUUGAAAGAUCCACUUGGCCUCAAAAGCAAGAAAUCGAAGAGAUAUGACAGAUAUGAUGCUCAAAACCAAGAGGUGAUUGACCAACGUGCUCUGAAAAGCGAAGGGCCUGUCAGGAGUGCAGCUCCUCAAGAUGCUGAGGGCCCAAGAGCAUUGUGCCAGGCUGCAAGGAAGUGCCAUGACGAUGUAAAAGCACAAAGUCUUCUUCGACAAGCUGCAGCAUCUGUACACCCUGGAACGACGAUUGCGGAUUGUACUUUUGUGUUGAAAACUAUUGCAGACUUCACCUCAGCAAAACCCAAACAACCUCAGCGUCUAGACGAAGCAGCAAUAAGAUAUUUGGCUGAGACAUUGAGUCAAAGACACUCGAGUUCCUCAGAAUUGUAUCUGGAUUCGCGAAAUCUAUCCCUGGCCGCCAGCUCUCUUGCAAAGUCUCGAGUGUGGGUUCAAGCCUUUGGCAUUCUGAUCCAGCAGUUCUUCAAUGACGAGGCACCAAACAAUUUAAGAGCCUUCAAUCCUACUGAUAUUGCCCAGCUAUGCCACUUCAUGGCAGUUUUCAGAGAAAAGAUGGACGCAAAGCCAGGUUCAGUGUGGGCAGCUGGUCAUUUGCAGUUGCAAAAUCAUGAGCAACAAGGUCGCCGACUGCAGGCUACUGGAUUAGUAUCGUUGCUAAGGUCAUUGACAUUGAGCAAAGACAAAUUGCAAAAGUCAGAAUUGAACACUUUUGGAACUUGGCUGCGAGCACGAUUGGUGGACGAAAUAGGCUCUUGCAGUCCUCGGCAGUUAGCGAGUGCAGUGUUAGAUAUGGGUGCACUAGACCUUCUUGACGUCGGAGCUGUGAGGCAUUUGCAGCGUGAAAUCACUCGUGCAGCAACCAGCAAGGAGAUGAGAGCAAGAGACCUGGCAUCAAUUUUGGUUGGAUAUUCGAAGUUUCCCGCUCCCUUGCCGGAACGACAAAUUCUAAUGGCCCCAUUGCUACCUAAAAUGGUCACACUGAUGCCGAACUGUUCCUUGGGAGACAUGUGCGAGCUUUUGCAUGGGCUGGCUUCUGCACACAUUUCGGACCGCAUUCUUUUGGAAGCAUGGUCAUCCAACUUCACGCUCAAGGCAACUUCGGUGACUUCUUUGGUUGGUGCUUGGCGCGAAGACUCGGCCAGAAAUGGAAAGCAUGAAGCUUUGAGCCCGACUCAGUUAUCACUGGCAGUUGCGGACUUGGCCAAGCUGCGAUUCAUCAGGAAGGAUCCAUAUGCUGUGUUCUCAACGCUGUUGCAUGCAGUCUCAGACGUGUCUCCCUCCCUUGGUGGCUUGGCGGUGUGCCAUGUGGUUUGUGCAAUGGCACGGGUAAAAAGUGGAAGGACAGACAAGAACUUCCUGAUGUCUGAAUCGGAAGAAGAUGAUUUUCGGAGACGACUUUUAUGCAGAUUGGAGGCGCAGCUCUUGACCAGAUUGGAGGAGUUGCAACCCCAGGGGCUCUCAGCCAGUGCUGCCGCUUUUGUCAAGUUGAGCCACUUUAGCAAGGAACUUUUCAAUGGACUGGCAAGCGCAUCAGUACCUUGUCUGGAUUCCUUCUCGGCCAAAGAUUUCGCAAUGAUGUCCUCAGCACUUUGUGCGGCUCAGCACAUUGCCAACUGUUGGAGUGGAAGCCCACUGGAGCAGCUGGGUCAAAAGGCUGCCCGUUCCUUGACGCAAGGCACUUGGACACCCAGGCAGGUGGCGCAGGUGCUGCAACCCUUUGCGCUUCAGCCUCUUCCUGAAGGCUUAUUGAAUGCAGCUGUGAAACAUCUCAGGAGUCACACUUCCAACUACUCGCCACGAGACAUUGUGGGGUUCUUAUCUGGCCUUCGUUCUGCUCUCGGAGACAAGGCACUUGUAGAAAACUUGUGGAACACUUCAAGACUUCGCUUGCACACACGAGGCACACAGACUAUUGCAACGGCACAGUCUUUGGUGCAAUUGCGGAGUGUGAUCCCUUUGUCCAAGCUCAGGUAUCGCUUCCGAUUGCUGAGCCGUGAUCUGCAACGGACUCUGAGAAUCCGUCCAGUUCCAUAUGAAGAGCAGGCUUGGGCUUUGCGAAUUUGGGCACUUCUUGGUUUGCGCGACUGGCCCCUGUUGGCCAAACUUGCAAGCAAUUUGGUAGAGGCUUUAGAUGCUGAAGCAGCGCGAGCUUUCGCGGACGGAGCAAAUGUGUCUUCGCUGAUACACCCUCAGGACUUGGCCCAAGCCAUCUAUGCUUUUGCAAAACUUGGUGCGCCAGAGCUCGUCCCAGAAGCGUUCAGGCCACCCAUCUCGCAGGUCUUAGUACGAUCAAUGAAGGCAACCUGUGGGUUCUGUGGGUUCACACGGUCCGACCUUUUUCUUCAGCCAGCUCUUGAAAGAAGACCACAGAUUUUGUUGCAAGGGAUGUAUAUAUAAUAGUCUUACGAAGUCGGGACUGGAGCAGAAUGACCUGAC